AUGAAGUGUAAUGUUUUCUUGACUCUGAUCUUUAUCUUAUCAUUAUUCGUGGUCCAUGCUGAUCCAAUAAAUCAAAAUCCUGUUCAUACUUGUCAAUGUGAAUGUUUAAACUGGUCAGAAUAUAGUACACCAUCCGAACCACUGCCUGAUUGUAGUAUGUGUAAUGUAGCAGCAUGUCGAAAAAUGGGUGGAAGUUGUGCGCAUGGAGCUAUUAUCAAAAUUAGCUGUAAUUAG
Molecule: messenger RNA, 234 nt
Organism: Adineta ricciae
Lineage: Eukaryota; Metazoa; Rotifera; Eurotatoria; Adinetida; Adinetidae
Source: the annotation of a GenBank genome assembly